Papilio machaon (common yellow swallowtail) is the source of this 1165-nucleotide messenger RNA. RefSeq lists its product as uncharacterized. NCBI's taxonomy places the organism in Eukaryota, Metazoa, Arthropoda, Insecta, Lepidoptera, Papilionidae. The transcript has a single exon. The record is from RefSeq and is a predicted model, not a curated record. The coding region runs from base 108 to 1085 and encodes 325 amino acids.
ACUUCGAAAUCUCAAACAAGCUCUUUAGUAAAAUGAAUAUGAAGAACAAAUCCUAGUUUAGGACCGAACAUUAGAUAAAUAUCCAUUGAUGUUUGCAGUAGUCUAAUAUGCCAGCUCUUUGGCAGGCUUCUCAGCGACCUAUGUACAUAAGAACAGUGUGGAUAGACGGAUUCCGACACGCAAUCCUUACCCACGACGACCCACAUUACAUCGAACUCAACUCCAAAAGACGGAGACCACAUUCAUCAGCCAGUUUCAACCCUAAACGCAAAGCCCAAGGGUCAAGGUUAAGUUACCGAACUGAUUCUAAUAGCAUACGAAAUCUAGACCUCGUUAUCAGAAGUGAUAAGAUAAGAUGCGCACAAGAAGCAGACAUUGAAAAACUGAAUUUCACUGAAAUUGAAACUGAAGACGAAUCUAUAUUAUCAGAAUCUUCCUCAACCUUUUGUGAUUUCGACAAUUUGAAAUCCAAAUUCGAAUCGACGGGCAUGAGGGUUGUAAGAAGUAAUAGAACAGGAAGAAUAGAUGUGAGAGAAAAUAAUGAUCUAUCUGAUAGAGUACUCCAAUGGCUCGAUUUAGCUGGAAAAGUCGAUUUACUGGCGAAUGAAAAUAAGGAACGCAUUUCUCAGCCGAGGCACAGUUGGCCAGAAAUACAGAAGCGGAAUUUGGGUAAAUCCCGAACCGCGACCGAUUUAAGAGUUAGGGAGUGCAAAUUAUCAGCAAGCGAUUCAAAAACGGGCGAUACGAUCGAUCGAAAGGAGGUUUACAUGCCAACAUCGGCGACUACGAUCGAAAAUUAUGCGCGACAGUCACGAAACGUAAAGACCACGUCACUUGAUUAUCACGCGAAAAUAAAAGAAAACAAAAAGGUCAAAGACAUAAGACAGAAUGUCGCUGAAGUGAGACAGAAGAUGAUAUGUGAGAGAAAUGCAAUGGAGAAACAGUAUGCUGAGUUAGUCAAUAAGAAAAUUAUCCCAGAUUUAACUAAGACAAAAAAACAAGUCCAUAUAUUCAUGCCGGAGGCGAUACCAAAUAAAAUUGCAACUAAUAGCACUACUGGAAGUUUGCUAUCACAUAAAUCGUAAACUAAAACCGUUGCAUAAUGUUAAAUAAGGAAUAAAGUAAUAAAAACCUUAUUUAUUUCAUUCAAAAUUAAAAUACAAGG